GUUGGCGAAUUGUUUCUGCUUUUUGUCCCAUACUGUAGGUGAACUUUAGCAAAAUACAUGAAAUAGUGGCGUCUUUUUGUAUGAUUUCUUUGUGUGAAGUCGACUUGCUUGGUUUCCAACGUUUUUGGUGCCUCGCAGCAUUAGUCUAAUUAACCAAACGACACAGCCGCAUAUCGGAAGCCCCGUAAACUGGAUUAAUCUCCCAUCAACAUUGGUUACCUAUCUGAUUGAGGAACAGGAAUCUUUAUGUUGCUAUUUUUGUUCAAGAUUUUCCUCUCAUUUUUCUCCUUACCCGAAUCUUCAUUGAUACAUUUUGACUUUUCUGUAGUCUAUGUCCAUCGACGCCACCUAUGAAGAAUCUUGGUAGCUCCUAAGAUGCUGAUCAAUGUCAAUAUCCUCUCUAAUUAUAUAUUGCUUCCACGAGCAACUGUGAGGAUGAAAGGGUUAACCUGAUACAACGGGCUCAGUGGCUGAGAGCUGCCAUUCUUGGAGCGAACGAUGGGUUGGUUUCCACUACAUCCCUGAUGCUUGGGGUCGGGGCUGCUAAAGAGGAUCAGUGGCUCAUGAUUGUCUCCGGCCUAGCCGGAGCUCUUGCCGGUGCCUGCAGCAUGGCUGCUGGAGAAUUUGUCUCCGUCUCUGCUCAGAGAGACAUCGAACAGACAACCAUCGACAAAUGCAAUCCGAGAUCUCAGAUUUCCAACAAGCAGCCUCAAGGAGCCACACUGGCUGACAGUGACUCUGCCAUCAACGGUUAUGUUGAGUCAUCACAGCCCAAAUUCGAGCAGAUUUUCUCUCCACAUCAGUCGCCUUUCAUGAAAGUCAUAGCACAAGAUAGACAGGGCUCGAGGCCGGAUAAUAACAUGGAAGCAACGCUGCCGAAUCCAUACAAAGCUGCAGGAGCAUCUGGGCUAUCGUUUCUAUGUGGAUCGCUCAUUCCCCUACUGUCCGCAAUGGCGUUUUCUGUGAAGAAACUCAGAGUUGUGGGUAUAGUAGUUGUGGCCUCUAUAGCACUGGCCGUAUUCGGGGCAAUGGGAGCCCGUUUCGGUGGUUCACCAGUCAGGGUAUCUGUCGUUCGAGUUCUGGUUGGAGGGUGGUUUGCAAUGGCUGUAACAUAUGGCUUGCUCAAGCCUUUUGAUAGGGAUCACAAGGGUCUUGAGGCUCAUUAGAUUGUGAAAAAAUGCAGUGUUCAUGAAAGUUUGAGAGUGAUUCAUUUCAUCGUCCAUGCAAUUAUAUAUACACGUUUCCACUAUUUCUACACAAACCUAU
Molecule: messenger RNA, 1266 nt
Organism: Sesamum indicum (sesame)
Lineage: Eukaryota; Viridiplantae; Streptophyta; Magnoliopsida; Lamiales; Pedaliaceae
Source: RefSeq, a predicted model, not a curated record